Molecule: messenger RNA, 939 nt
Organism: Quercus lobata
Lineage: Eukaryota; Viridiplantae; Streptophyta; Magnoliopsida; Fagales; Fagaceae
Product: pentatricopeptide repeat-containing protein At1g62914, mitochondrial-like
Exons: 1
Coding region: 1-939 (312 amino acids)
Molecular function (GO): protein binding
Source: RefSeq, a predicted model, not a curated record
AUGGGUAAAUCAACAUCCUCUCUUCUUUUUAUAUGCAAUUGUUUGAUUAUUAGAGUAGGAAGCCUUCCAUUUCGUGUUUUUACCUCUUAUCACUAUUGUUCUACUAUUAGAGAAAAUGCGAAAACCCCAUAUCAGAAUCGGAAUCAGUUGUUGAAAUCUAUGAGAGAUCACUGCAAAUCUCGAACCUUUAAGAAUCUUGAUCAUGCCUUAGGCCUGUUUGAUAUAAUGCUUCACAUGCACCCUUUGCCUUUCAUUGGAGAUUUUACUCUGUUGUUGGGUGCCGUUGCAAGAAUGAAGCAUUACUCCAUAGUCGUUACUCUAAUUCAACGAAUGGAAUCAUUCGGAAUCUCUCCCCAUGUUUAUACUCUCACUGUUUUGAUUAAUUGUUUCUGCCACUUGAACCGGGUCAAUUUGGGUUUCUCUGUCUUGGCAACAAUUUUGAAACUUGGCUAUCAACCAAACUGUAUAAUUCUAACCACUCUUGUCAAAGGCCUCUGUCUUCAAGGAAACGUCGUUGGAGCUGUAAAUUUGGUAGAAGAAAUGGAGAAGAAAGGGUACCAACCUGAUGCAAUUACUUGUGGAACAUUACUAAACUUUUUGUGUAAAAUUGGCCAGACUGGUGUGGCUAUUAGGUUGCUUAGGAAGCUUGAAAAAGGGAAUUUUGAACUAAAUGUGGUGCUCUAUAACACGGUCAUUGACAGUUUAUGUAAAGACAGAUUGGUAAAUGACGCUUUGAACCUUUUAUCUGAAAUGAUGAGUAAAGGCAUUCAACCAGAUCUGGUCACUUACAAUUCCUUAGUUCAAGGUCUAUGCAAUUUUGGCCGGGGGAGGGAGGCUGCUACCUUGUUGAAUGAGAUGGAACAAAGGAAGGUCAUGCCAGAUGUACAAACAUUUAGCAUAUUGGUGGACACACUUUUGCAAGGAAGGGAGGUUGACUGA